Clonostachys rhizophaga is the source of this 462-nucleotide messenger RNA. The record is from the annotation of a GenBank genome assembly. NCBI's taxonomy places the organism in Eukaryota, Fungi, Ascomycota, Sordariomycetes, Hypocreales, Bionectriaceae.
AUGGCUCGCAACCGAUCCGCCGGCCGUGCCCCCGUCUCCCGCGCUCCUACGCGCCCUACCGCUCCCGCUCCCGCUCCCCAGCAGCAAAGGCCUGCCGCCACCAUGGCUGCUCCUCCCCCAAUGCAGGCCCAGGCUCCUCCUAUGCAGGCUCCCGUCUCUCAGGGCCCCGGCCUGUUCGGACAGAUGGCCAGCACCGCUGCUGGUGUCGCCAUUGGCUCCUCCGUCGGCCACGCCAUCGGUGGCCUCUUCAGCGGCGGCUCCUCCGAGCCUGCUCCCGCUCCCCAGCAACAGGUCCAGGCGGCCCCCGCACAGCAGGAGAACUCGUGGGCUCAACAGAACAACUGCUCCGGCGCCGCCCAGUCGUUCACCCAGUGCAUGGACGACAACAAUGGCAACAUGCAGAUCUGCAACUGGUACCUCGAGCAGCUGAAGGCCUGCCAGACUGCCGCCAAGAACUACUAG